AUGGGUGGCAUACUCUCAACAGCUGUGCGCCCCUCCACGGCGGCGCCGACAAACAUCACGGAGCGAGGUCUCCAAGGCUACACGAAUGCAGUCUACUUCACCAACUGGCAAGUAGUUUUGAGAUCCGAGCCCCAGAAUCUUCCGGCAUCGCAGAUCACCAAUGUUCUCUAUGCCUUCAUGAAUCUUCGCGCGACUGGCGAAGUCUACACCGCCGACACAUACGCCGAUUUGGAGAAGCACUAUCCCACUGAUUCUUGGAACGAUGUUGGCACCAACGCCUAUGGCUGCGUCAAACAGCUCUACCUCUUGAAGAAGGCCAACCGCCGAAUGAAAGUCAUGCUCAGUAUUGGAGGCUGGACAUGGUCGACCAACUUCCCCGCUGCCGCUAGCACGCCCGAAGGCCGAACCCUCUUUGCUCAGUCCUCGGUCAAGCUUAUGAAAGACUGGGGCUUUGACGGCAUCGAUAUUGACUGGGAGUAUCCAGCCGACGCCACUGAAGCAGCCAACAUGGUUCUCCUGCUUCAAGCUGUCAGAAGCGAGCUGGACUCCUACGCCGCCCAAUACACUCCCGGGUAUCACUACCUGCUGACUAUUGCUUCACCUGCGGGCCCUAGUCACUACAACGUUUUGAAUCUCAAAGCAAUCUCUGAUGUUAUUGAUGCUUUCAAUUUGAUGGCAUACGAUUAUGCCGGUUCCUGGGAUACCAAUAGCGGCCACCAAGCGAACUUGUACCCGAACCCUAGCAACCCAUCGUCAACGCCAUUCUCCACCGAUGCCGCAGUCAACGAUUACCUCGCAGCCGGUGUUCCUGCCGCAAAGAUAGUUCUCGGCAUGCCCAUCUACGGACGCUCAUUUGAACAGACCAACGGCAUCGGCCAGCCAUUUUCCGGCAUUGGUAGCGGUUCCUGGGAGAACGGAGUGUGGGACUACAAGGCUCUGCCUCGAGCGGGCGCCACCGAGCUCUACGACGCCACGGCGGUUGCCUCCUACAGCUACGAUUCGGCUGCCAAAGAGCUGAUUUCUUACGAUACUCCCGCCGUGGUGCGGACUAAGGUUUCAUAUCUUACAGGCAAGGGUCUCGGUGGUUCCAUGUUCUGGGAGGCGAGCGGCGACAGAACUGAUAGUGGGAGUCUUCUGGCGACUAGCUUUAAUGCUCUUGGUGGCGCGAGCACCCAGGACCAAAGCCUCAAUCAGCUGAGCUACCCUAACAGUCAGUACGAUAACAUCCGCGCGGGCGUACCUGGCGGUUGA
Messenger RNA from Colletotrichum fioriniae, 1251 nucleotides. The record is from RefSeq and is a predicted model, not a curated record. Lineage: Eukaryota; Fungi; Ascomycota; Sordariomycetes; Glomerellales; Glomerellaceae.